GCUCACUGCCAACCCGCUGAUAUUGGCCACGUUGGCAAACCCAGCGCAGCCAUCGGCUGCGAUUCAACAGGCAAGCGAGCAGCUGGCCCCACAGCAGCAGAAGAAGUUGACAGAAUUUACUGUUCUCUCGCCCUGGCUGCAAUUGGCCGAAGCAAGGAUCCAGACGUCCAGGAAUCGGCAAGAGACCUUCGUCGAAGACAUGGAGCGCCUGUAUGAUGUGCUGGAGCGCGCCAACAGUCCGGCUGGGUUGCUGGUUGUAAAAAUGCGCGAGAUGGAGGAAGGCACCUUUGUUGGUAAGGUGAAGGCUGACAAGGACCUCGCCGCGGUGUCCAAGAAGUACAAGCUGGACGAGCAGGCCGAGUCGAAGCUUGCGGACAUCCUGGCGCGCUACGACGACGUGCCUCGAUCCGAAAAGCCGUCCACAGGGAAAGAAGGAGUGGCACGGCGGAAAGAGUGCCCCAACGCGACCGUAGGCCUUCAGAGUGCCGUGAUGAUACCGGCUUCUUUUAGCAGGACUGUCGGGCGGCUAAUGGUAGAGGCACUGCCUCCGUGCAUGUUCUUGCUGGGGAAGCUGCGGCUUUCCAUCGGAGGACCAUGGCAUGACACCUCUAAGCGGCUUUGGUGCGUGGAAGCACUGGCUUUCGUGCGCAUCGUGACAUCGCUCGCCCCGAAGCUUGGUGAAGGCCAGUCCCUGGGCAAGCCUGGGCAGCCUGCGCCCGGAAGUUAUCUGGACAACGCUCAGCGUGCUGCGCGUGGGGAAACUUCACGGGGAGGGCGCGAGGACCGGGAUCGCAAAGACCGGAAGAGCCCGGACAGAGAUCGACGUGACAAAGAUCGAGAUCGGGACAAGGACCGCGACAGGCGGCGGUCUCGCUCCCGAGACAAGAGAUCCCGGUCUCGAAGGAGAUAG
Messenger RNA from Symbiodinium sp. CCMP2456, 910 nucleotides. Lineage: Eukaryota; Dinophyceae; Suessiales; Symbiodiniaceae. The record is from the annotation of a GenBank genome assembly.